Linepithema humile (Argentine ant) is the source of this 1104-nucleotide messenger RNA. RefSeq lists its product as uncharacterized. The record is from RefSeq and is a predicted model, not a curated record. NCBI's taxonomy places the organism in Eukaryota, Metazoa, Arthropoda, Insecta, Hymenoptera, Formicidae.
AUGUUCACCAUGAAGGCGUUCUUAGUUUCGUUGUUGGUUGUCUCCGUUAUCGCCGGUGAUGCGACGGAGAAGAAACAUGAAAAACGUGGUCUUCUGCACGGAGGGUCGCCGAUAUACGCGAGUGGACACGGCGGCUUUGUACCAAGUCUCCCUAUUGACCACGGCAACGUUGUAGUGCACGAUCAUGGAUAUGGACAUGGACCCGGAUAUGGACAUGGACCCGGAUAUGGACUCGGUCAUGGAGUCGGACUUGUAGAAGGACACGGUCAUGGAGUCGGACUCGUAGGAGAACACGGUCAUGGAGUCGGACUCGUAGGAGGACACGGUCACGGAGUCGGACUCGUAGGAGGACACGGUCACGGAGUCGGACUCGUAGGAGGACACGGCCAUGGAGUAUACGCGUCAGGUAUCGGCAUCGGACCUGGAUAUGGACUUGGAUACGGACCUGGAUACGGAGCUGGAUACGGAUCUGGAUACGGAUCUGGAUACGGAUCUGGAUAUAGACCUGGACACGUGCACCAUACGCAUAUCGUGAGUCGCGUUGUUCCAGUACCGGUUCCCGUGCAUCAUCCCGUUCCCAUCACCCGCAAGGUUCCCGUGCCGGUACCGCAUCCCGUUCCUGUCGAAGUGAAACGCCCGGUUCCCGUUGCGGUGCCUCAUCCGGUUCCAGUCAUCAUCAACAGAGCUUAUCCCGUGAGUGUGCCCCGCCCGGUUCCAGUGCCAGUUCCGCAUGCCGUGCACGUGUCGCACCCGGUGCCACACCCGGUUCCAGUUCCGCAUCCGAUCCCGGUAUCGAUCAACAGACCAGUUCCGGUACCGGUUCAUCCUCUACCUCUUCCUCAACCUCUACCGAUUAAUCACGAGUAUCCCUUUCACCUCUCUCCUCAACCCGUCAAUCCAAUUGGCAUCGCGCAUAACGAUAUAGGAGCUAGCGCGUUAUUGGACGGCGGACACAGUUCCGGGCUUACUGUAAGCGGUGCCCUCGUGUCUGGUGAUUCCGCGGGUUUCUCUUCUGUUCAUCCAGAACUACAUCUGAGCGCGGCGAGCGAUCUGAGCGACGACGGAUAUUCGUAUCCGAUUCCGGGGAAGAAAUUAAUCUUUUAA